UUCAGUAGGAAGCGGCGUCCCCUUAUCUUUCUGGCCCAUGUUGGGACAUUAUCAGAAUUGCUCAGCUGUGUGAGAGUUGUUCCUCUCACUGCCUAUCUGCAACAUUUGCUUCUCAUUUCAGAGGGAAACUAAUUGGGAACAUGCAGAAGAUGAAGUUCCUGUGGCUCAUCUUUGGGUUUCUGCCUCUUGUUUCCCCCACUUGCCCUCCUCCUUGCCGGUGUGCUGCCAACAUCAUUGACUGCAGGUCGACAGAUCUCACGGAAGAGACCAUGCCCACCUCCUUCAGUUCCUCAACCGUCAAGCUCUACCUCACUGAUAACUAUCUCACUUCCAUCCCCAAAGGGCUCUUUGACAAUCUGAAGGACCUCCAGAUGGUCUAUCUGUGGGGGAAUCCCUGGAUGUGUGACUGUGACAUCCUCUAUUUGCGCACUUGGCUGCAGUGGCAGCAGAACCGGACUCUCUACAGGAACGUGAUGUGCUCUUCCCCAUCCCACCUCCAAGGCAGGAUCAUCAGUUACUUAUCAGAAGAUGAAAUCAUUGCCACCUGCCAGUCCUGGUACUGCAGUGUGGCGCUCAUCACCCAGAUCUGCCUUUUCAUCUUCAUCCUCGUGCAAGCCGUUUUGCUUUUCUCCAUCAUCUGUUACCUGAGGAGAUUCCAAAGGCUGGCCAAAGUAUCCCGGACAACGGAUGCAGAGUUGUACCAGGAUGUCAGUCCAUGGGCAAUUCCCCAUAACGAUUGAUCGGUAGGGUGCUUAAGGCAUACAGUGGUCUGUGGGACAGAUGCUUUACAGACAAACCUCUCAGCAUGAAAGAAAGUAAUUGUCCCCACAGCUAUGCCCCUGCUUCAUGGAGGAUUAUGCAGUUCCGCGCAGGAUUUGGCUGACUUAUUUUUUAAAAUGUUGACAAAUUCUACCUGCGGAGAUGGUACGGUUGCAGAAUGACAAUGUUCAGCUCACAGGAUAAUUGGCACUUGGUCCCUCUAGCUGCCUCUCAAUGGAUCAGCUAGCCUUAUUCACACUGGCUAAUGAAUGACUGGUCUUGCCUGUACAAGGGACACCAUAAACUGUCCCCCAUUUCUCUCAGAUUCAGAAACUAGCCCUGUUUCUGGGCUCAGUUAUGAGCAUCCUCAAGAUGUUGAUCUUAGAGUGGAAAUACACAUUGCAAAUUACCUGGGGAUGCUCUAGUGCAGGAUUUUAUGUGUGGUCCUCAAUUCACAUGCAGGCUGCUCUUGUUUGGGGCACAUGAAUGCUGCUUUCACAGGGGCUUCAUUUGAGUGACUGCAUCUGCAAAGUGAGUCUGGAGAGCAGAGCGCCAAUUCAGCUCUGUUUUUGCUGUGAGAACAAGCUCCUUUGACUUGCCAAUUUGCAUUUCUUUAUGGUGUAAGAAAGUGUUGAGAUCUGCAUUUUAAUGAAUGGAUGUGGAAACUGGGGGAAACUGGGAUACUUUUAGCAGCUGAGGAGGAACUGAUAUCAAAUGUGUGAAUGCAUUCAUGUGGAGCAAAUUGAAGUGUGAUUGUGCGAAUGAGCACAUGAAAAGUUGGAGGGGGGACAUGUAAAAUGAGGUUCACUUGAACUUUUCUAGGUACUUAGUAAUGUGUAUGUCCACCCUGAGGGACUCAUGCUAGCUGGAUCACUGGUUGUCUCUUAAGUCCCAGGGCUAGUGAGGAGGUGGGGGUCUCGGAAGACAAAAUGAUACAGGUCCAUAGAGCGGGGCAAGUCAUAUGAUUUAUUGUCAUGUGAUGACUGAGUUUGUAUCUGGGUGGGGUGAGGGGUACAAAAAGGAAUCUUUUUCUGGGUUCCCAUGGUGGGUCUCAGCAGUCCUACUAAUUAUUCCCCUCUGGCUUCUUUUUGUCGCCAUGAGAAAGCGUUUUUCAGCUGAGGUGGAGCAGCAGAGGUGGAUGAAGGAUCUUCCUAGAGUAGCACUUCUGGUUUCGUGGCAACCAUUUCCAGUCCUGGGGAGCUCUUGACUGCCCCCUUGGAGAUAGCCAGCAGACAAAACAUUGCUGGCUUAAUGGUUGAGUCUAUGCUUGUACGUACUUAUUUUAUAUUUUGUCAAGUGCCAUGAAUAAGUUUUGUAUGGAACGGUGGCAUAAAAAUGACCUUAAAAAUAAUAAUGAAAGAGUCUGAGUGUAUGUAAAAUCUCUUUCCAUCCCAAUCCAGCCAUAGAUUUGGAUUAGAAGGAGAUGUCUUUAGGCAUUUAGCCUUCACAGGGAGGGUGUAUAAAUCUUAACCCUCCCUGUGAAGGCUGUCCACCAUCCUGUUUUAAAUGUGUUGUUUUUAAUGUACAUGAAUUUUUUAAUUGUAUUUUUAAUAUG
Eublepharis macularius is the source of this 2314-nucleotide messenger RNA. It is a transcript of the gene GP1BB, whose product is annotated as glycoprotein Ib platelet subunit beta. The transcript is spliced from 2 exons. The record is from RefSeq and is a predicted model, not a curated record. Bases 141 to 740 code for a protein of 199 amino acids. Lineage: Eukaryota; Metazoa; Chordata; Lepidosauria; Squamata; Eublepharidae.